Molecule: messenger RNA, 243 nt
Organism: Prunus armeniaca (apricot)
Lineage: Eukaryota; Viridiplantae; Streptophyta; Magnoliopsida; Rosales; Rosaceae
Source: the annotation of a GenBank genome assembly
AUGAAGAAAACCAAGGCCGCCACCUUGGUUCACAAGUCGGUCGUGGCCCGAAUGUGGACAGACAUAGACAUUCUCGAGGUGGAUGAGAUUGCCCGGAUGGAGAAGUCCAUUACUUUAGAGAGCUUGGUAAGAUUUUGUGAUGCAGUCGAAACUCUGUACACCAAGGACUACUUACGUAGACCUACCACAAGGACCUCCAACGGCUUCUACAAAAAGCCGAAACUCGAGGAUUUUGAAGAAUGA